UCAUGUGAACCGGGGACAGGAAGUUGAUGGAAAAAAAGGAUCAUGGCGGCAGCGAGCAAAUGUCAUUUGUGAGUUUUUACACCCGCAGCAAACUUGUGGAAAAAUAAUAAGAGUAGCUGCGCGACAACAUCACCAAGAAGAAGAAAAAGGAGAUUUGACGACGACAUGUCUGUCUAACUGCUGGUGGGCCAAGAUUAAACCGGAAGUGGACAAAAGCGUCUGAGUCAUCGCAUUCGGAGGCAGAAAAUGAAGCGAUGAGCGAAUGAUUGACAGCGGUGGGGUCACCUGCCUCUUGGGAGGAAAGCGUUCAAUCAGGCGAGCCCUAAGUCCAGCCCACCUCUGAUGCAACUCAUCACUUGGUUUCUUCAGGACCUCAGGCCACUUCAAUAGGUACACCUGCUGGUGGAGCUAGUAGCCAUUUUUCCUCACUACGGCCACCAUGUCUGCUGACGAGCCCUCCUCAGACGCGGCACCAUUUCUUUCCGAUGACAGCGAGGUGGAGGCAGAAGAGGAGGCUCAGCGGGCGGGUGCCCCUGAGGAAGUGGAGCCGAGCAGUGGCGUGGCCCCUGUGCGUGCCUUGUUGACAGUCUUUAUCUUGUGUUUCGUCAACCUGCUCAACUACAUGGAUAGGUUCACCGUCGCAGGAGUUCUUCCCGACAUCGAGAGUUAUUUCGGAAUCGAUGACAGCAAAUCGGGUCUCCUCCAGACGGUUUUCAUUUGCAGCUACAUGUUCCUGGCGCCGCUCUUCGGUUACCUUGGCGAUCGCUACAACAGGAAGUUGAUCAUGAGCGGCGGUAUCGCUUUCUGGUCCCUCGUCACGCUUGCCAGCUCGUACACGCCCAAGCAGCACUUCUGGGCGUUGCUGCUGACACGUGGGCUGGUGGGCGUGGGCGAGGCCAGCUACUCCACUAUCGCGCCCACUAUCAUUGCCGACCUCUAUGUCAAGGAGCGUCGCACCAACAUGCUCUCCAUCUUCUAUUUUGCCAUCCCCGUGGGCAGUGGGCUGGGUUACAUUGUCGGCUCGCAAGUUAGCAACGUGGCCAAGGACUGGCACUGGGCUCUCAGGGUGACGCCAGCCUUAGGACUGUUGGCUGUUCUGCUUCUGGUCUUGGUGGUGCAAGAGCCCAAACGUGGCGCCGUGGAAGCCCGGCCUGAACAUCACCUUCACAAAGGCAGCUGGGUCAAUGACCUGCGAGCGCUCGCCAGGAACCGGAGCUUCGUCCUGUCCACUCUGGGCUUCACGGCCGUGGCCUUCGUCACGGGCUCGCUGGCUCUGUGGGCGCCCACUUUCCUAUUAAGGGCGGCCGUGUUUGCGGGCGAACGCGCCCCCUGCAUGGAGGCUCACUGCUCAUCUUCAGAAAGCCUGAUUUUCGGCGCCAUCACAUGUGUGACUGGUGUGCUGGGAGUCGCAGGCGGCGUCCAGGCUAGUCGUCAACUCCGGAGCAGAACGCCACGUGCCGACCCACUGGUGUGCGCCGCCGGCCUGCUGCUCUCGGCGCCCUUCCUGUAUCUCGCCAUAGUUUUGGCGCAAGCCAGCACCGUUGCUACAUAUGUUUUUAUUUUCCUGGGCGAGAUGUUUCUGUCCAUGAACUGGGCCAUCGUCGCCGACAUCCUGUUGUACGUGGUGGUUCCCACGCGGCGCUCCACGGCCGAAGCGCUGCAGAUCGUGGUUUCGCAUCUGCUAGGAGAUGCCGGAAGUCCUUAUCUCAUCGGGGUGGUGUCUGACUCCGUGAGGGGAGGGAGAGACUCGUUCUUGUGGCGUUUUCGCUCACUUCAGCUUUCGCUGCUGCUCUGCGCCUUCGUGUCCGUCGGGGGCGGAGCUUUCUUCCUGGCCACAGCCCUCUUCAUCGAAAACGACCGACUUCACGCCGAGAACUUCUCACCGGCGGAUGACCAGCCUAUCCCGGUACCCAAGAGCGGGCGUUCCACCCGUGUUCCCGUGUCCAGCGUUCUGAUUUGAUCGCACGGGAUUUUCAGUUUUACUACUUUUUUCAAAAAAUUUGGGAUGUGCCGCCGGAUAACAAGAGCAGAAAAGACCCAGUUCGAAACUCAAAUGAGUCCAUGUCCAAGUCACACGUUUUAACCAAGACCAUUUUUAGGAUACAGUUUUUGUGUGUUCUUUUAAAGCAGAGUUGACCUGCCUCUUUUUCAAGGUGACUUUUUCUCUUUUAGGGUUGUCGAGUUCCUGUUUUAUAAUAUUGAAGUUUCUUAUCCUGCCGUUUGUCCCGGGUGUUGAGUUCUUUGGCGCUUCCUUUGUCGUCUCGGUGGCUCGCUCGCUUAGUUUUCAACUCAAUAAACCAAAUUCAACUUGUAAUUCUUGACUUUAUACGAUGCGCUCAUUUUACAGUCUGGUGGUCUAAACUUAUGGGGCAGUUUUUUGCUAAGCAUUUGCUAGCCUUAAGCUAGUUAUUUGCUGUCCAAUUUGUCAUCCACAUUUUCUAGUUACUAUAAGUCACCUUUAGGGAUCCAAGUAAUUGGAUACUCGUCAUUGACGAAUAAUCUCCUGUUCUCUAUUUGGAGCCUAUCCCAGCUAACUAAUGGAAGUGGGCGGGGCCAUGCUGAAUUUGUUUCCAGCCAAUCACAGGGCAUAUGGAGACAAACACUUUUACGCGCACACUCAUGGCUAAUAAUUUAGAGAAGGGGUGCCCAUUACAUGGAUCGCAGACAGAAUGUGGGGAAAAAACUCAACUCUCGCAUGGCGAGAACAUGCGAACUCCACAGAGGAAGGCAGGAGCCAAGGAUUAAACCCUUGAUCACAGAACUGUCAAACGGACAUGCUACCCACUCCUCCACCGUGCCGCCUUUUAAGGAUUUUACGGUAAUAAUUAGUACUUAUCUAUUCCUUAUUAUUUGUGAUUUUGCAGGUACUGUUGCUACCUCCACCGGUAGGUGAAACCUACAGAAAGUGGAGUUUAUGUACUAGUUUCUGUAUGUCUGUACGUUUGUGUUAGGGAUAACUCAAAAUGAAUAAAGGGAUUACUGUCAAA
Corythoichthys intestinalis (scribbled pipefish) is the source of this 2987-nucleotide messenger RNA. It is a transcript of the gene spns1, whose product is annotated as SPNS lysolipid transporter 1, lysophospholipid. Gene Ontology annotation, cellular component: membrane. The transcript has 14 exons. Gene Ontology annotation, biological process: transmembrane transport. Gene Ontology annotation, molecular function: transmembrane transporter activity. The record is from RefSeq and is a predicted model, not a curated record. Lineage: Eukaryota; Metazoa; Chordata; Actinopteri; Syngnathiformes; Syngnathidae. Bases 440 to 1960 code for a protein of 506 amino acids.